This is a messenger RNA of Diachasma alloeum, 1901 nucleotides long. RefSeq names its product dual specificity mitogen-activated protein kinase kinase 6 (gene lic). Lineage: Eukaryota; Metazoa; Arthropoda; Insecta; Hymenoptera; Braconidae. The transcript has 6 exons. Gene Ontology annotation, biological process: protein phosphorylation; stress-activated MAPK cascade. The record is from RefSeq and is a predicted model, not a curated record. Gene Ontology annotation, molecular function: MAP kinase kinase activity; ATP binding. The coding region runs from base 411 to 1412 and encodes 333 amino acids.
CAUCAGACGACCGAAAACUUCUCUGAAACACUGUACAAUUCUCAAAUCCGUCUGUUUAGUUAGGGGCUGAGGCAGAAAUUAUCAUAUAUGGGCGACGGAACCGUUGAAUUUAUUUGUGCCCGAGGUUAACUCAGAAUCCAAUGUACAGCAAUCAUCAAAAUAGCUUGAGUACCUGUGAGACUGUUGAUGUCACAACAUCUCUAUGCACUAAAAUUCAUUUCUUCAUCAGAGAGAACUGGAGCUCAUAACAGUUGAGUACUUGAAGUAACCUCAAAGUGCUUGUUUCUUCUCCAGGUGUAAAAAAAGUCUACGAUUGUUCAAGUGAUUGUGGAAAUGACUGACUAAUGAGUCCAUUAUUGCUGUUGAUUGUUACGUUGAAUGUAAAACCCUUGAAAUUAUAAAUAACAGAAAUGGCACUGCGCAAAGGGAAGAGAAAUUUGAAGCUCCAAGUGUCGGAGGAAGCCCCUGUGCCUGUAACACCACCCAGAAACCUCGACAAACGAACCACUAUAACAAUAGGUGAAAAAACAUUCAUUGUUGAGGCUGAUGAUCUUGAAACUCUGUGUGUACUGGGCAGAGGUGCUUAUGGAGUGGUUGAUAAGAUGAAACACAAGCAGAGUGGCACGAUAAUGGCUGUGAAGAGAAUCACAGCAACAGUCAAUACACAGGAACAAAAAAGACUGUUGAUGGACUUGGAUAUUUCAAUGAGAAGUUCAGAUUGUCCAUAUACAGUACAAUUCUACGGAGCAUUGUUUCGAGAAGGCGAUGUCUGGAUAUGCAUGGAAGUGAUGGAUAUGAGUCUAGAUAAAUUUUAUACAAAGGCCUACAAAAAUGGAUGCUCAAUACCUGAGGAUAUUCUAGGAAAAAUAGCUUUUUCAGUAGUUAGUGCCCUUCACUAUCUAUACUCUCAACUGAGGGUAAUACAUAGGGACGUCAAGCCCAGUAACAUUUUGAUAAAUCGUAAGGGUGAAGUCAAAAUCUGUGAUUUUGGAAUCUCUGGAUAUCUCGUUGAUUCUGUCGCUAAAACCAUUGAUGCGGGUUGUAAGCCCUACAUGGCUCCAGAGAGGAUAGACCCAUCAGGCAAUCCUUCCCAGUACGAUAUUCGAUCAGAUGUCUGGUCACUAGGCAUUUCCCUCGUUGAACUAGCGACUGGAAAAUUCCCUUACGAGUCGUGGGGCACACCUUUCGAACAGUUAAAACAAGUUGUCAAGGACGAUCCUCCGAAACUUCCCCCAGGCAAGUUUUCUCCAGCCUUCGAAAACCUCAUCACCAAGUGCUUAAUGAAAGACUAUACAGCCCGUCCAAAUUACAGUCAACUUCUUGAACUAGAUUUCAUCAUAGAACACUCGAAGAAGGACACAAAUGUCGCUGAAUUCGUUGAAAAAAUUUUAGACUUACCAGACUUCGAGUGAAAUAUUCCCACUGACUUGUGCGUACUUUCCAUCAUCACGAGUAAUGAUUAAAAAACCAGUGGAAGAAACAUCCCCCAGCGGAAUAAAAGAGAAUUAAAUAAUAAAUUGUUAGUAUUUGCGUUGAAGCAUAAUACUUUUGUUAUUAGAAUCAUUUUUACAUCGUACUUGUAGUCCUGUGUUCAUUAAGAAUUAUUUUUACAGUUCUAAUAAAUGUUUAUCGUUUUUCUCGGCGAGUUUUUCAAGUAAUCAAAGCACAAUCGAGUCAUAAUAUAGUGUUGUAUAUAAAUCAUAAUAAUUCAUUACGAAAAAUGACAUAAUCCUUAAUCUUGUGUUAAUCCUGAAGUAAAUUAUGUUAUCACAUUUGAUGCUGCAAAGUUGUGAUAAAAAUCAUCUAGGUACAACUUAAUUACAUUUUGAUACGCCUUAUAUAUAGAUUAGUGUAAUAUCAGUGAGUUUGUCAAUAAAGUGGAUGAUUAGUCAAUUAGUCAA